ACGAUACAAGCAUUCAACAACCAAAUAGAUUCUUCACUUUUUCUAUCAUUUAUACUUGGUACUUGACCAAUGGUUACGAGCAUCAAAUUCAAUACUCGCAGCGACAGAAUGUACCAUUAUUGACCCGAUUAAAUAGCGAGCGCAUUGCAAAGGACACUACAAUCCAACCAUGGAGGGCCUCUUCACUCUGCUCGUUUUGAGCAUUGUGAUGGCUAUGACCUCCUUCGUCGUCGGUGCAUUGCCGCUCAGUUUCACUCUAUCUCCCUCACAGUCCCGAUUCAUCUCAUCCUUAGGCAUGGGCAUACUGGUCGGCACAGCGCUGGUGAUUAUCAUACCCGAAGGUGUUGAAACACUCUACAGUUCUCAAAAUUAUCGCUCGCAAUCGAGUCUUCAAACCGGGGGUCUGGAUGUUCGCUGGCAGCACAAAAGUUCACCCGCUCAUAUUCUACCGCCGAGAACCGUCCCAGAAAUUGAUGCUCUACCAGGCCCCGUCAUCCCGGAUGGUGCCUCUUCAUUUGGAGAUGCAGCAGCAGUGCCGCCAAAGACGCCAACAAAACCGGGAGAAGUGCAUGCCUUGGAUAUCGACCGGGACAUGGGCGCUGGUGACUCCCACGACCACGACCACGACCACGAAGACGAAGAUCGCGCACUCCAUGCUUGGAUCGGCAUAUCGCUCGUCAGCGGAUUCAUUCUGAUGUAUCUGAUCGAUAAAUUACCCGCUUUCGCUUCUCCGCCAAAACCCAGACGGACACCAUACCACAUCUCACUGGACAAUCUCGGAGGAUCUGGUCUACGAAGAAACUCUUCACCCACUCGCGAUGGAGGACUACUAGACCAAGAUAACAACAACAACAACAACAAUCACGCUGGUCACAACACGCACAGUUUCGCAAUGACUACUGGCCUGGUCAUUCAUGCUGCGGCCGACGGUAUUGCCCUCGGGGCAUCAGGGUCAAACUCAAACUUGAGUUUUAUCAUCUUUCUUGCACUUCUUGUACACAAAGCGCCUGCUGCAUUCGGUUUGACAUCCGUGCUUUUGAAGCAGGGACUUUCCAGUCGAGUUGCGGGUCGGCAUUUGCUAGUCUUCAGUUUGGCUGCGCCAGUUGGAGCUUUAUUAACUUUUAUUAUUGUGCACACUCUUGGUUCGGGGUUCGGGAGCGAUGAAGCUUCGAAUCGUUGGCGGACUGGGGUUCUUUUAUUAUUUUCUGCGGGGACGUUUCUAUACGUCGCGAUGCACACUAUACAAGAAAUCACGCCUCCAUCGACUCCGUCUCAUUCCAAUGGCUACGCCGACUCGCGCGAGACCCCGAAACACAAAGGAUCAAUCCAGGAUGUGGCAAUCUCUGUUGUUGGUAUGAUUCUGCCUUUAUUCUUGCAGAUUGGACACGCGCAUUAGUUGGGAUAUGCAUAAUAUCUUUGGAGUCAUCUUCAUAUUGGACAUUGCCUUUUCUAUGUUACUAUCUUCCGACUUUGUUAUAGAUUGUCUGGCUGUACUAUUAUUGUUUUCAUUUUCUCGAUAUUCAUCUAGAAAUGCUUGUGACGCCAUGGAUGCUUCACGAGAAUUGAUCCAUGGAUCAAGAGAUGACCCAGAUAUUA
Messenger RNA from Talaromyces stipitatus ATCC 10500, 1596 nucleotides. Its product is annotated as ZIP metal ion transporter, putative. The transcript is spliced from 3 exons. NCBI's taxonomy places the organism in Eukaryota, Fungi, Ascomycota, Eurotiomycetes, Eurotiales, Trichocomaceae. Gene Ontology annotation, molecular function: metal ion transmembrane transporter activity. The record is from RefSeq and is a predicted model, not a curated record. Gene Ontology annotation, cellular component: membrane. The coding region runs from base 170 to 1396 and encodes 408 amino acids. Gene Ontology annotation, biological process: zinc ion transport; transmembrane transport.